Manis pentadactyla (Chinese pangolin) is the source of this 1791-nucleotide messenger RNA. RefSeq names its product serpin family A member 12 (gene SERPINA12). Gene Ontology annotation, molecular function: serine-type endopeptidase inhibitor activity. NCBI's taxonomy places the organism in Eukaryota, Metazoa, Chordata, Mammalia, Pholidota, Manidae. Bases 248 to 1492 code for a protein of 414 amino acids. Gene Ontology annotation, biological process: negative regulation of endopeptidase activity. The transcript is spliced from 5 exons. The record is from RefSeq and is a predicted model, not a curated record.
GUGUGGUCUAAAUAUUAGCUGCAGCCUCCGGUGGGGAGGAGAAGCCCCCACAGAAGCGGUGUGGCCAUUGCUCCUAGAGUUUCCAUCACCUGCUCACUUGGGCCAGCUAGUUUUACUGGUCUUUAGUCUGUUUCCAAGGGGCUAUGGAAGUAUAAAUAAUAAAGCAAGAAAAGCAGACCCAUUUGGCUGGCUCAGUGGAUCCUUCUGAAUGUACUUCUAAUACUCAACAGAAAAAUCUCCAAGGAAAAUGAACCCUAUGCUGAGCCUGGGCCUGCUUCUGGCUGGCUUCCUGACUGUGGAGGGUCUUCUGAAUCCCAACUUCUCUCCAACGAAUCAUGGAACUUGGAGCCAGGCCCAAACACGGGAUGGAAAGGAGGCAGCCCAGGAGCUUGCAAGGCGGAACGCAAAAUUUGGCUUAAAGCUGUACAGGAAGCUGGCCGCCGGUGACCCUAACAAGAACAUCUUCUUCUCACCCUUGGGCAUCGGUAUCGCCUUUUCCAUACUGUCUCUGGGUGCCCAGGACUCCACGCUGGCUGAGAUCAAGCAAGGCUUCAACUUCAGGAAUAUGCCAGAGAAAGAGCUUCACGAAGGUUUCCAUUACCUCAUCCACGUGUUGAACCAGAAGAACCAGGAAGUUGAGCUGGCCCUCAGGAAUGCCUUGUUCAUGGACCGGGAGUUGCGGCCACAGAAGAAAUUCAUGACAGAUAUCAAGAAAAUGUACAAUGCAGACAUGGUCGUCACCAACUUCCAGAAUUUGGAAAAUACUCGGAAGCAGAUCAAUGAGUUUAUCCGUCAGAAAACCCAGGGGAAAAUCAAAAACCUAAUCAACAAUAUAAACCCUGGCACUGUAAUGCUUCUUAUAGACUGUGUUUUCUUGCGAGCCAGGUGGCUACAUCAGUUUGAUCCAAAAGCAACUAAAGAGGAAGAUUUCAUCCUCAAUGGAAACAAGACAGUGAAGGUGCCCAUGAUGCUCCAUGGAGGUGGGUAUAAAGUCGGCCGCGACGACCAGCUCUCCUGCUCCAUCCUGGAGGUGCCCUACCGGGGCAACAUCACUGCCAUCUUUAUUCUUCCCGACGAGGGACAAAUGAGGCAUGUAGAGGAGGCCUUGACGGUGGAAAAUUUAGACAGAUGGAGUAAAUUAAUCAAAAAAAGGGUUGUGAACGUGUCCUUGCCCAAGUUCUCCAUCACUGGUACCUACGACCUGAAGAAGACUCUCUCCCACAUGGGUAUCACCAAAAUAUUUGAGGAGCAUGGCGAUCUCACCAAGAUCUCCCCUCACCAAAGCCUGAAAGUUGGUGAGGCGGUGCACAAGGCUCAGCUGCAGAUGGAUGAGAAAGGCUCCGAGGCGGCCGCGGGCUCUGCAGCACAGGCGCUGCCCAUGGAGAUGCCACUGAUCAUCACAUUUAACAGGCCCUUUCUGGUGAUAAUCCAGGAUGAUGACGUAUCUAGUGUGCUCUUCAUGGGGAAGCUCACUGAUCCUGGCAAGAAAUAAGGGGGAAUUCCACUUGCUGCAGCCCCAACCAUGGCCUGGGGCUGAACACGCUUCCUGACUGUGAGACCCAGCCCCCAAGGAUGUCCUAAUCGAAGCCUGCAUCACCACGUGCUCCUGAGACCACUGCCUAAGCAGGCUUCGGUGCACCCGUCCCCCACACCUCCUUCCCCACCCAUUCAAGUGUCAGGAUUGGGUGCCCCCCCCAUGCCCCCACCCACUCGGCUGGCGGUGAUCUUCUGUUCCCCUGGCAGGCAGAUGGUUUUUGGGAUUUAAUAAAUGGCCCCUCAGGCCUGCUGAUU